Cimex lectularius (bed bug) is the source of this 1970-nucleotide messenger RNA. RefSeq names its product neuronal acetylcholine receptor subunit alpha-7-like. Bases 41 to 1528 code for a protein of 495 amino acids. Gene Ontology annotation, molecular function: transmembrane signaling receptor activity; acetylcholine-gated monoatomic cation-selective channel activity. NCBI's taxonomy places the organism in Eukaryota, Metazoa, Arthropoda, Insecta, Hemiptera, Cimicidae. Gene Ontology annotation, cellular component: neuron projection; synapse; postsynaptic membrane. The transcript has 11 exons. Gene Ontology annotation, biological process: chemical synaptic transmission; monoatomic ion transmembrane transport; nervous system process. The record is from RefSeq and is a predicted model, not a curated record.
CUCCAGGCUGAGGUAUUAGCGGUAUGACGCCUUCUUAGCCAUGACACCCCACACACUAGUUAUCGCUUUAGCAUUAGCUUUACUUCCACAAGACUCAGAGCAGGGACCCCACGAAAAACGAUUGCUCCACACCCUUCUUGACCACUAUAAUGUUCUAGAGCGCCCCGUAGCUAACGAAUCGGAUCCUCUUCAACUCAGCUUUGGACUGACGCUAAUGCAGAUCAUAGACGUGGAUGAGAAGAAUCAGCUUCUAAUUACAAACAUUUGGUUAAAACUGGAAUGGAAUGAUGUUAAUCUACGGUGGAACGCCAGCGAAUUCGGCGGAGUUAAGGACUUGCGGAUUCCACCGCAUAGGAUAUGGAAGCCAGACGUUCUCAUGUACAACAGUGCGGACGAAGGCUUCGACGGGACAUAUCCUACAAACGUCGUUGUGAGGAACAACGGCAGCUGCCUCUACGUGCCUCCCGGGAUAUUCAAAAGCACCUGCAAAAUAGACAUAACAUGGUUCCCUUUCGACGACCAGAGGUGCGAGAUGAAGUUCGGGAGUUGGACUUACGAUGGGUUUCAGCUGGAUUUACAGCUACAAGACGACAAUGGGGGAGAUAUUACUAGUUUUAUAACGAAUGGAGAGUGGGAAUUGUUAGGUGUACCUGGGAAACGGAACGAAAUCUACUACAAUUGCUGUCCUGAACCCUAUAUAGAUAUCACAUUCGUUAUUAUUAUCCGUCGAAGGACGCUCUACUACUUUUUCAAUCUGAUCGUUCCGUGUGUGUUGAUCGCCUCAAUGGCAGUACUCGGAUUCACCCUGCCACCGGAUUCGGGCGAAAAACUUUCGUUAGGGGUGACUAUACUGUUGUCGCUGACUGUGUUUCUUAACAUGGUAGCUGAGACGAUGCCAGCCACCUCGGACGCCGUUCCCCUUCUAGGAACAUACUUCAACUGUAUCAUGUUCAUGGUGGCUUCAUCCGUUGUUUCUACAAUAAUAAUCCUCAACUAUCACCAUCGCAAUGCCGACACACAUGAAAUGUCGCCUUGCGUCAAAUCGUUGUUCCUUCAUUGGCUUCCAUGCCUGCUGCGGAUGAGCCGACCAGGCCAUAAUGAAAAUGGAGACGCUCCAAGAAAGUCGUUGCAGAUGCACACGUUAGAAUUAAAAGAAAGGUCUUCAAAGAGUCUUCUAGCGAAUGUUUUAGACAUAGAUGAUGACUUCAGACAUGGGCCUUUGCAAACAUCUAGUCAUACAUACAUUCGGGCUCAUGAGGAAGAAAGCUCCGGUAUGCCUGGAAGUGUGAUCCAUUCGCAAGGAAUGGUACCUUGUUUAGGACCACACAGAGAGCUGGGUCAGAUCCUUAAAGAAUUAAGGAUGAUAACAGACAAACUGCGGAAAGAAGAUGAAGCGGCAGAAAUCACAAAUGAUUGGAAGUUCGCUGCAAUGGUUGUUGAUAGAUUGUGCCUAAUCAUAUUCACUUUAUUUACUGUCAUAGCUACUAUCGCAGUAUUAUUUUCAGCUCCCCAUAUCAUUGUUACGUAACUUAAAAAUUAUCUGUCCCUCGGACAUCUUGGAAGCUAUCUUGGUAGGGGCUCGGUUGAGAUACUCGUCCCUGAUUUGCUUAAGUCUUCCAAUGCAGUCCAUUUCGGCAGUCGAACCCCCAUUCCUAUCACAACUUAUUUUAUAUUACCAAACAUAAAAGAAAACUGCUCAUUCUUUCUUAGAAUGUUGUCAAUUUAGUUGUAAUUAUUGUUCAUAUUUUAUACUAAACAUACUGUCGUAAUUGACACCCGAUUGAAUACCUUUCUGUAUAUAGAUCAAAUAAUGUAUAUUAUCUAAAUUUAUAGCAACAUUAACUGCCAGUAUUUAAUCAUAAUUCAAUAAGCCAAGAUAGUUUCACUUCCAUGACGUUGGGACACUAAGUUGACUAAUAUAGGUUUACCUAUAUAUAGUUAGUUAUAAAUAUUGUUGACUUAUUGUAUAU